Molecule: messenger RNA, 1452 nt
Organism: Lathyrus sativus (Indian pea)
Lineage: Eukaryota; Viridiplantae; Streptophyta; Magnoliopsida; Fabales; Fabaceae
Source: the annotation of a GenBank genome assembly
AUGGAUGGGGGAAGUGUCGAAAAGAACAUCCCCACAAACGUUUCUAUAGAUCAUGUGCUUGUGGCUUUAGGUGAAACGAAAGAAGAAAGGGAUAUUCGUAUUCGAAGCCUUUUCAAUUUCUUCGAUGCAGGGAAUAAUGGGUACUUGGAUUAUGGUCAGAUAGAGAGAGGGUUAUCGGCAUUGCAAAUUCCAGGACAGUAUAAAUACGCGAGGGAGCUUUUCAAGGUUUGUGAUUCUAAUAGCGACGGUAGGGUUGAUUACAAUGAGUUUCGCCGGUAUAUGGAUGCUAAGGAAUUGGAACUUUAUUGCAUCUUUCAAGCAAUUGAUGUGGAACAUAAUGGUAGUAUUCUUCCUGAAGAGCUUUGGGAUGCACUUGAUAGGGCGGGGAUUGAAAUGGAUGAAGAAGAGCUUGCCCGCUUCGUGGAGCAUGUUGACAAAGACAACAAUGGAACUAUUACUUUUGAAGAAUGGAGAGAUUUUCUUCUACUUUACCCUCAUGAAGCAACUAUCGAAAAUAUAUAUCACCACUGGGAGAGAGUGUACCAUGUAGACAUCGGAGAUCAAGCUGUCAUUCCUGAAGACAUUAGCAAGCACACUCACCGGAGCAAAUAUUUUAUUGCUGGAGGAAUAGCAGGAGCUACGUCGCGUACAGCUACUGCUCCUCUCGAUCGUCUGAAGGUGGUCUUGCAAGUCCAGACUACACGUUCUUCCGCCAUGUCAGCAAUUACGACAAUAUGGAAGCAAGAUAGGUUAAAGGGUUUUUUCCGUGGUAAUGGAUUGAACGUUGUGAAGGUAGCACCAGAAAGUGCCAUCAAAUUCUAUGCUUUUGAAAUGCUGAAAAAAGUAAUUGGAGAUGCUCAAGACAACAAGUCCGAUAUCGGUGCUGCUGGGAGGCUUUUAGCAGGUGGUGUGGCUGGUGGAAUUGCGCAGACAGCAAUCUAUCCGUUGGAUCUUAUCAAAACUAGGUUACAGACUUGUGCCUCUGAAGGUGGAAGAGCUCCUAAUCUUGGAACACUCACAAAGAAUAUAUGGAUUCAAGAGGGACCUCGAGCUUUCUACCGGGGACUUCUUCCAUCUGUGAUCGGCAUGAUUCCUUACGCUGGCAUUGAUCUCGCUGUUUAUGAUACCUUGAAAGAAAUGUCGAGAAGAUAUAUUAUUCAUGAUAAUGAUCCUGGUCCUCUAAUACAACUAGGAUGUGGAACGAUUUCUGGAACCCUUGGAGCUACUUGUGUCUAUCCACUGCAGGUUAUUCGUACCAGGCUGCAGGCACAACCUUCAAACAGUUCCGAUGCGUACAAGGGGAUGUUUGAUGCAUUUUGCAGAACUUUUCAGCAUGAAGGCUUUAGAGGUUUCUACAAAGGACUCUUUCCAAAUCUACUCAAAGUUGUACCAGCUGCCAGCAUUACUUACAUGGUCUAUGAAAAUAUGAAGAAAAAUCUUGAUCUAGAGUAG